UGUGGCCAGUCAGUCAACUGGAAUACAGGCGCCUUGGUGUAGAUUAAGUGCACGUUUCCCGUUUUCCUCCGGUCUCCUCCAGUCGAUUUUAAGGGCUUUUUUUUUACUGUAUCGGAAAUCUUGAAUGUUUUCUGCUGCUGAGUUAUGUUUUGCAACCGCUCAAACCGCGUAGACAGCAUCAAGCAAAGUGCUGGAUGAGAAAAUGGGACGCAGUUGGUAAAGAGCGGCUAGGUAUUAAGCCACGGCUGUCCCCUUCGUUGCCAGUAAUGUACCGCUGCCUUUGUCGAGCAUCGCUGUGGUAAUUCAUGCUCGGACAGUUUGGACCAUUGUUCUCUGCCGUUACUGUAUCAUUUGCCUGGCUCGUCAUUUCCGAUCCACUGCCCGACUUGUGAUGGCGUGGCACUAGCUGCUUUUUAUCCGCAUCCGUGCUAAGAUAAUGAACACGAAUUCUCGGAGAUUACUCUGUUUACUAUGCCAAAGUCAACACGGGAAACCACAAGAAGCUAAAUAGCUCUCAAUACCCUCACAAGAACAACCGAGUGGCUUCACUCCCCAACUUCUCGUCGAAUAAGUGUCGCUGUCAGUUGUUGCUCCAGGCAGAGUGGAUGAGCACCUGAGCUGAGCCAUGGAAGAUGAGGUGUUUGACCAGGUCGUGUAUGUGUUUAACCAGCUGGUGUCGUGGGUCGCGGCUGGUGCCAUGGUGUUUGGCGGAGUUGUGCCAUACAUUCCCCAGUACAGAGACAUCCGCCGGACCCAGAAUGCGGAGGGCUUCUCCACCUAUGUGUGUUUGGUCCUCCUGGUGGCCAAUAUCUUAAGAAUACUCUUCAGAUUUGGACGCUACUUUGAGACGCCGCUGCUGUGGCAGAGCAUCAUCAUGAUUGCUACCAUGCUGAUCAUGCUGAACCUCUGCACCAACGUCCGUAUGGCCACUGAACUCAACACCAAGCGACGCUCUUUCACAGCAACAGACAGUAAGGACGAGGAGGUCAAAGUCCCUAAGAGGCAUUUUCUGGACUUUGACUGGAGCUACUUCUGGUCGUGGAGUCGCUUCGUGGACUACCUGCAGUGUGUGCUGGCCUUCACGCUGCUGGCAGCCUACAUCACCUAUGUGCUGCUGGACUCGGCGCUGUUUGUGGAGUCCCUGGGCUUCCUGGCCGUCUUCACAGAGGCCAUGCUGGGGACGCCACAGCUCUACUGCAAUUACCAGAACAAGUCCACAGAGGGCAUGAGCAUUAAGAUGGUGCUGAUGUGGACCAGCGGCGACACCUUCAAGACAGGCUACUUCCUGCUGACCCAGGCUCCUGUGCAGUUCUGGACAUGUGGCCUGCUGCAGGUUGUCGUGGACUUCACCAUCCUGUUCCAGGUUUACUACUACAGCCGCUACCCACAGAAACCAGUGUCCCACACCGUGUCCCAUACCACCAGUGCCAAGGCCCUCUGAAGGCAUCUGCACGGCCUGGGAAGAGGACUUCUACGCAUGUUAACACACACAUACAUCACUGAGGAGGCACUUUAACAGGCGCCACACUGAAACUGCGGACAUGCAGAAACACUCACCAGUGCCAGAGCACCUUUUGGAGGAUGCAGUCUGCUCACGCUUGCCUCCAUAUAUACACAACUACCCAUACACACUCAUAAAUAAGGCAUGAACAUACACAAACACUAGGCAGUGUUGGUGUCUGUUGCACUGCCUGGAGUAUACUGAAGGACACUUGUUACAUUUAAACAAACAGGACCUUUUGUUAUUUAUUAUCCUACUGACUUUUCUGUAUGCGACAGUGUGCUUAUGGGUCGAUAUGCAGACCGCUAAAAAAAAAAAGAUUAUGUCCUUGCAUAUACCUGUGCAUGUAGGGAAUAUUAUGCACAUGCAAUGAAUAUAUGCAGUGUAUGUUAACUGCAGAUGUAUGCACUAAAAAUCUGCUGAUGCUCAAGGAAACGUGGACCGACUUUUCUGGUCCACACACACCGAUGAUUGUUGCAUGGACCCUCUGCCUUAACAGAUGCUCAAACACGGCUGGCUGCUUUACCAGCAAUAUAAAUACGUACAAAUCAAUCAAACUGCGUAAUACACAACUUUACUGAAUGUACAAAAA
Molecule: messenger RNA, 2093 nt
Organism: Myripristis murdjan (pinecone soldierfish)
Lineage: Eukaryota; Metazoa; Chordata; Actinopteri; Holocentriformes; Holocentridae
Gene: slc66a2
Product: solute carrier family 66 member 2
Exons: 5
Coding region: 626-1441 (271 amino acids)
Biological process (GO): phospholipid translocation; retrograde transport, endosome to Golgi
Cellular component (GO): endosome; trans-Golgi network
Source: RefSeq, a predicted model, not a curated record